UUAAUUUUUUGACUUUUUUUAAAUGCUGUGAAGAUGUUUUAACUGUUCUCACCUGAAAUUCACUGAAAAUUUGGCUUAAUCAUGAAUAAGUCAAAUAUAAUUUCUGCGUUCAGUAUCCAUGGUUUCACUUUACGAAGAGAAGCUCUUAACUAUCUUCAACAAGAAAUAGAUUCUUUAGGAGUUGACCAGAGAAAAGAAGCUUUGCAGUCAAUUCUGGAUCAUGUAAACGGUCAGAACCUUUCGAGCUCUAUGUUGGAAAAAUCUGUCAUUGAAUCGGCUGUGAAGAAUUUUUAUCAUGCAAAUGACGUGGAUGAAGUGCCGUUAAAUGUAUUUGAUGCGUUUUCCUUUGUUCGAUAUACAUACGACUUGGACUCUAAAAGGUUUAUUAAAUGGGACACUCUUCAUAAAAAACCUUCAUCACUACAUGGCAGCCCCGACUCUAAAGCAAAUAUUUUUAGAGAAAUUUUUAAGGUUAUUCAACAAAGAACAAUUCGCCAUCAUUUAUUUGCACCCCCAGCAAUCUCUGAAGGUAGCAAUCAAAAUCAAGCAUACACUCUAUUUACUGUUGAACAUGUGCUCGGAUCAUCUUCAAAAGACACUAAUAUUAUCGUUCUUGGAAUGCUCACACAACUUAAAGAGGGUCAAUUUUACUUAGAAGAUCCAACUGGUGUUGUUAGAUUGAAUUUAAGUAAAACAACUUAUAAAGGAGGUCUCUUCACUGAAAAUAGCAUUGUUAUGGUGGAAGGAAAUUAUGAAGAUCGUGUAUUUUACGUCUCUGCUUUGGGAUUUCCACCUGCAGAAAGUGCUGAUGUUUCAUUGUCUUUUUUUCAGACUUUUCAUCCAGCCUCUUCUGAACACUCCUAUAUACAUCGCUUAUCAGAUGAUUUAAAACGUUCUGAGCAAAUCCAUGGGGAUGCCAUGUUUGUAUUUUUAUCUGAUGUCUGGCUAGAUCAGUUGAAGGUUAUGCAAAAGCUGCAAAUAUUAUUUGCUGGGUAUUCUCUGAUGCCUCCUACUGUGUUUGUUUUGAUAGGAAAUUUUCUGUCUCUGUCAGGUGUUGGAUCAUCUAGCAAAGUUUUUGAAGAAUGCUUCUCAAAACUGGGACAGUUAAUCAGUGAAUUCCCAAGACUUGUGACUGAGUCUCAAUUUGUGAUUGUGCCUGGUCCUGAUGAUCCUGGGGUUCCAUAUGUUUUACCCAGACCAGCAAUCCCAUUUUCUUAUGUGGGUGAUUUCAAGAAGAAAGUGCCUAAUGCAAUAUUUGCUUCAAAUCCCUGCCGUUUACAGUACUACUCACAAGAUAUCUUAAUAUUUCGUGAAGAUAUUAUUUCAAAGAUGUGUCGUAACAGCAUUUACACUCCUUGGGAAUAUGAAGAGAAAGUGGACAUACCUAGCCUCUUUGUUAAAAGUGUUAUUGGAAAUGCUCAUCUUUUGCCUCUUGCGUUGAAUGUUGCUCCUCGAUACUGGGAGUAUGAUUAUGCACUCUGGUUGUACCCUCUUCCAGAUGUUGUUGUUUGUGCAGAUAAGUACGAUCCAUACACAGUGACUAGCAAUAACUGUACAUUCUUUAAUCCCGGUUCAUUGCCAAGGUCAAAUUUUGCUUUCAAAGUUUAUUUUCCUGCAGCAAGACAAGUUGAAGAUAGUGAAAUAUCUGAUGAAACUUUAAGCUAACAUUGUAAUUACAAAAAGUGUACAUAUAUUUUGUAUUUAUUAAAUAAAUGUUAUAUUUUCA
This is a messenger RNA of Uloborus diversus, 1726 nucleotides long. Its product is annotated as DNA polymerase epsilon subunit 2-like. Gene Ontology annotation, molecular function: DNA binding. Lineage: Eukaryota; Metazoa; Arthropoda; Arachnida; Araneae; Uloboridae. Gene Ontology annotation, cellular component: epsilon DNA polymerase complex. The record is from RefSeq and is a predicted model, not a curated record. The coding region runs from base 82 to 1665 and encodes 527 amino acids. Gene Ontology annotation, biological process: error-prone translesion synthesis; DNA-templated DNA replication. The transcript has 11 exons.